AUGCAUUCGACUCACCACCAAGUCUCUUUAGAAUACACGCUUCCGACGCCCCACCUUGAUAAGCCCCUGACGCUUCCUCGGGAAAUUCAGCUUAGCCGAAACCUCAAGAUUUCUGGUGAACCUCAGUCCAAAAAGCCGACUUAUUCCAAUACCCCAAUCACACCACAAGCACACAGGUUGAGAAACUAUGACGAGCCAUUAGCCGACGUUCUUACAAAGUCAAGACAAAUUAUCAAAAGCCACAACUUGCAGCUGACACCUCUGUCAACUUCUACAGUACCGCAGCGGCGGAAGAGCAUCCGUAUUGGAAAUGACGAGCUUCUGAUCAACGACACCCCGAUACCCAAUAAGACAGUCGUGUUCGGUCCAAGAGUCCGCCAUCAGGCUGCCUCUACUCCGCAGAAUUCAUCAAAAGAAGCUCAACUCAGAAAACACCAGCUGUUCCUGAAUCUUUUGAAAUCGAAACGUCUGUUACGAUUUGAUAAUGGUGUUGCCGACGAACUGAUAAACUAUGAUGAUUUAGCUUGCCAUGUCCUGGGUAUUUUGAAAAUGGCGGUUGAUCUGACUAUGUUGGAUGGUCUGUUCCUGUUGAAUGAGUCUUCUUUCUUCCAUGGCAGAGUUCAAGGAGAAGAUAGUGUAUUGGCUACUCUGCGAAAAGGCACUUCCAAGGUUGAGAUAACUAUGGCAGACAUCACCGCGGCGGUCGAAGGAUAA
Molecule: messenger RNA, 714 nt
Organism: Diutina rugosa
Lineage: Eukaryota; Fungi; Ascomycota; Pichiomycetes; Serinales; Debaryomycetaceae
Exons: 1
Coding region: 1-714 (237 amino acids)
Source: RefSeq, a predicted model, not a curated record